Messenger RNA from Etheostoma cragini (Arkansas darter), 1162 nucleotides. Its product is annotated as CD209 antigen-like protein E. Bases 146 to 820 code for a protein of 224 amino acids. The record is from RefSeq and is a predicted model, not a curated record. NCBI's taxonomy places the organism in Eukaryota, Metazoa, Chordata, Actinopteri, Perciformes, Percidae. The transcript is spliced from 6 exons. Gene Ontology annotation, molecular function: signaling receptor activity.
AUGAAAAUGAGGAAGAACAAAGAUAUGUUGUUUCGUUAGCACAGAGAAAAGAAGAAGUUUAAGACAUUGUGUUAUGUGAAACUGUGUCUAUAUGUCACACAUAUAGACACAUCACCAUUGUUACUCUCCAGUUAGAAGGUAAAAUAUGGCGAAGUUUGUCCAUGGAGAGCAAUCUGAGAUCACCGUGGACUAUGUAAAUCAACCUGAUGCAUCAGCAAGAAGUUCUGGCCAGGACAGGAGAGUGACUGCUGCUGUACCUGGAAGAAAACUGCAUAGACUGGUUGCUGUGAGCUUUGGACUCCUGUGUGUCCUACAAUCUGCUCUCAACAUUUCCCUACGCCUCUACACGUCUGACAAUAAAACAGAAGAUAUAGAGGUAUGUUGCACAAACCUGACGUCUGAGCAGAAGAGAGAACUGCUUAACUUUGAUCACUAUUUCAAACAAGGAUGGGUGUAUUUCCGUCUCAGUUUCUAUUACAUUUCUUCCGAGAAGAAAUCCUGGCAGGACAGUAGAGCAGACUGUCAGCAGAGAAGUGCUGACCUGGUGAUUAUAAACAGUAAAGAAGAGCAGGAUUUCACAAGCACAUUCCACAAGCUCACAUGGAUUGGACUAACUGAGAGAGAAACCAAAGGGACGUGGAAAUGGGUGGAUGGCACUCUGCUGACCAAAAGCUACUGGAAUCCUGGGGAGCCAAAUGAUUAUGAAGGUAAAAAUGAAGACUGUGUAGAAAUAAGGACCCAUGACUGGGAGAACAAUUGGAAUGAUUUACCAUGUGGACAUCAAAACUUCUGGAUCUGUGAAAAAAGGAUAGCUUUAUAACUCACCAUGUAAAACCAUGAAACUGUGUCUAUAUGUAACACAUUGAUGACACUUUCACUCACAAUUGCGCAUCACCAAAUAAACUAUGUGAGAUAUCUUAACAGUCACACAGAAAAGGAAGCUGGUACUGAGCAACUUGGUACUAACACUGCGACUGAGAAGCAUGGGUCAGACUAAAUCUGAGUAAAGACCAAAAAGACAGAAAUUUGCAUACAUUUUAUACAUCAGAUUUCAAAAUAGGAAAACUACAGGCCAAUAAAGGCUUCCAUGAGAAUGCCUCCAAUGCAAAAACAACCAAAAGAGAUCAAAAUUAACUACAGUAUACAAUUGCAAUUGUCUAAU